Molecule: messenger RNA, 2064 nt
Organism: Brachypodium distachyon (stiff brome)
Lineage: Eukaryota; Viridiplantae; Streptophyta; Magnoliopsida; Poales; Poaceae
Product: sucrose nonfermenting 4-like protein
Exons: 13
Coding region: 296-1666 (456 amino acids)
Source: RefSeq, a predicted model, not a curated record
AACAAAACAACGCCCACACACACACUCCAACACCAACACCAACGCUUUUUCUCUCUUUCUUCACUCCUCCCUCGCUUCUCCAUCUCCGCCUCCCUCCCCUGUCUGUCCCUCGCACCAAAUUUCCUCCCUUUUACCUCGAUACCAAUCCUUAACAUCCCCUGUCCCUCGCCUGCUGCUAGUACCUCAGCCCAAUCCGGGCUACUUGUUGGAUGGACUCGGGGCUCUACUAGCUAGGCCCAGCCUCGGCGCCAGGGGCGCGGUAAGGCUGCUAGGGUUCUUGGCCCGGGCUUCUCCAAUGGUGCUGCGCCGCUUCGCGUGGCCUUACGGCGGCCAGCGCGCCUCCUUCUGUGGCAGCUUCACCGGGUGGAGGGAGUGCCCCAUGGGGCUCGUCGGGACCGAGUUCCAGGUGGUGUUCGAUCUUCCCCCGGGGGUUUAUCAGUACCGAUUUUUGGUUGAUGGUGUCUGGAGAUGUGAUGACACAAAACCUGUCGUACAUGAUGAAUAUGGACUGAUCAGCAAUGAAGUUCUUGUCACACUUGUGGAAAAUAACACACACCUGGCAGUGCAGCAAGAGCUAUCUUCCCCCAGAAGAAUGAAUAUGGACGAGGGUAUUAUUUUGACAACAAUGCCACCAGAACCAUCACCUCAAAACUCUGGCGUACAGAUCGCAAUUUUCCGCCAUCGAGUGUCUGAAAUAUUAUUACAUAGUACCAUAUAUGAUGUUGUUCCUGUUUCUAGCAAGAUAGCAAUUUUGGAUGGCCGGCUUCCUGUCAAGCAAGCAUUUAACAUUAUGCAUGAUGAGGGCCUUGCUUUGGUUCCUCUCUGGGAUGAUGGUCAGGGAACCAUAACAGGCAUGCUAACUGCAUCUGACUUUGUAUUAAUUUUGAGAAAGUUGCAGAGAAACAUUCGAGUUCUUGGCCAUGAAGAGCUUGAAAUGCAUUCAGUUUCUGCUUGGAAAGAAGCAAAACUGCAGUAUUAUGGGGGGGCUGAUGUUGCAGCCAUGCAGAGAAGGCCAUUAGUUCAUGUUAAGGAUUCAGAUAAUUUGAGGGAGGUGGCACUAACUAUAAUACAAAAUGAAAUAUCUUCAGUUCCUAUCUUCAAGUCCUCGACAGAUACAUCAGGGAUGCCUUUACUCAAUCUGGCAAGCCUUCCAGGGAUUUUGAAAUUUGUUUGCUCAAAGCUCCAAGAAUGGCAUGAAGGUUUCCCCAUUUUGCAAAAUCAGAUUGGCAGUAUUCCCAUUGGUACAUGGUCACCACAUACUGGCAGGACAAGUAAUAGACAGCUUAGAACCUCGCGACUGAGUGCUCCUCUAAUUUCCUGCCUGGAUUUCCUGCUUGAAGAUAGAGUAAGCUCAAUUCCUAUAGUUGAUGAUAAUGGAUCCCUUCUUGAUGUCUACUCACUCAGUGAUAUCAUGGCUCUGGCAAAAAAUGAUGUUUACACUCGCAUUGAACUUGAGCAGGUGACCGUGGAGCAUGCUUUGGAGCUGCAAUAUCAGGUGAAUGGGCGGAGAGAUUGUCAUACCUGUUUGAGCACAAGUACCUUGCUUGAGGUGUUGGAGCAAUUGUCUGUUCCAGGGGUGCGGCGGCUUGUCGUUAUUGAACCAAUGACUAGAUUUGUGCAAGGGAUUAUCUCAUCUCGAGACGCAAUGAAAUUUCUCCUUGGAUAACAUUUGUGUAGAACUGUAGCCAUUUUAUACAUGAAAGCCUGUUGUAUUUGAUUGGGACAAAAUAAAAAAGAAAUGUUAUUUCAGCAGAUGUGUGAGUUCUCCGUAUCUUUCCUUUUAACUUUAAAACUCUUAAUAUCAUAAAUUAUGCACAACUGAAUCUUCUUGGAAAGAACAGAGAAUGCUUUGGUGACUUGGGAAUAUGAAGACCGGACGACUGCUGCAACCUUUUUCUCCAUGGAUGGAUGUCGUUGUUGAGAACAGUUGAGUGAUAGCUAUCCUGGAAUUUUGGUACAUGAUGACUCCUGUUUUGCCUCAUAGGAAGGGUACGCUUCGAGGUAUCAUGAAACUUGAUUGUUGUAAAGAACAAAAGGAAACUUGAUUGAGAUUUGGGAGUUACA